GGCGACUCUGUGAACCCGCCAGUCGCCUCGAGCAAGGUUCAGUGUGUGGUCGGAUAGUGAAGUGAGUGGUAGUGGAAUUCGCUCUUUUAAGCGUGCGAGCUCUCAGAUCUGUUUUUUGAGCGAUCGUGAACUGGAAGUAGGGGUCCCAGAGGAUAACCGGGAAAAUGAGUAAACGGUGCGCACGGUGUGAGAAGACGGUGUACCCCCUGGAGGAACUGAAAUGCCUGGACAAGAUAUGGCACAAAGGGUGUUUCAAGUGCCAGGAGUGCGGCAUGACGCUCAGCAUGAAGACUUACAAAGGAUUCAAUAAGCUCCCUUACUGCGAAGCGCACAUCCCGAAAGCGAAGGCGACCACAGUGGCCGAGACGCCCGAGAUGCGGCGCCUGGCGGAAAACACCAAAAUCCAGUCCAAUGUGCAGUAUCACGCGGACUUCGAGAAGAACAAGGCCAAGUUCACGCAGGUGGCCGACGACCCGGAGACGCAGCGGCUGAAGAAGAACACAAAGAUCAUCAGCAACGUGGCUUACCAUGGCGAGCUGGAGCGGAAGGCGGAGAUGGAGCGGAAGCGCUCGGAACCCGGCGAGGAGGACGAAGAAUACCCACCCUGGCUUGAGGUUCCAGGAAGAGAUGUUCUCACAGCCACAACCCCUAUCCACCCACCCACACAUUCAGACGAUGACCUCCAUGGCCAUGAGUUGACCCGAGACCCAACACCCCAAUCUCAGCCACCCCACUCCUAUGACUACUCUUCCUCCUCUUCCUCUUCCUCACGAACACAGCCACCUCCACCAGCCUAUCAUCACUCUCAGUCCCCACCCAACUACCAGACUCCAGCUGCUAAAAACAGUUUUCCAGCUGCUCCUUAUCAUGCACAGUCAAGCAGUCACUAUCCUACACCUGCCUAUGAUAGUGGUCCUCAUUCCCAACAUGGCUACCAUUCUUCCUCUGGUCCUAGGUCACACAAUGCCAACACCUACCACCCUUCAGAAUUAAUUGAGCAGAGUGGGUACUACCUUCCAAACCACAUGGAUGGACAGAAUGCCUCUAUUAACCGCUAUUCUGACCAACCCACCAAUGGUUCAAGUGGGGCAUAUCCUAGCACUAACAGACAUGGUGCUUCACACACAUAUUACCCAACUAACAGCCACUAUGCAACUGGAGCCCCCCCACCACGUGAGCGGCCGCAGGAACAGCAGCAGCAGCAACAACUCCAACAGCAGCACCAACACCAGCAGCAGCAACAGCAACAGCAGCAGCAUCAUCAUCACCACCAACAGAUGCAGAAGCAUCACCAGCAACAACAACAACAACAACAACAACAACAACAACAACAACAACAACAGCAGCAACAACAACAACUACACCAUCACCACCAGCAGCAGUCUUAUGGCCCUUCCCACCAGCAGUAUGGAGGAGCUUCCCUUUCCUCACAACACCGCCACCCUCCCCAGUCCUCCUCCACAUCAUUCCUCCAUCACCAUCACCAACAGCCACACCACCCACAACAUCAUCAUCAGUCACAACAACAGCAGCAGCCACAGCAAAAGCAGCAGAUCCAAACGUCAUCCUAUCACCAUCACCCAGCCCCACAAAACAUGUAUCAUGAUGCCAACCACAACUCCCCAUACUCUGCCCGAACGUCCCAGACCCUCAUCUACUCCAGUCAAACUGGACCAGUGCAACAGCAGCCUAACCGUCGUGUUGGUAGCAUAGCUGACUACGACCCAGUGAAUGAGCAGUAUGGUUCAAUUAGCCAGCACACAGGUUCUGGUGGCUAUCGACAGGAAACAUCAUAUCAGGUGCAGCGCAGCAACUUAUAUGGUGACCCAACUACAGGCCAGCAGCCCCCACCACAGCACUUGAAUUCUAAUGCAGCACCCCACCAUAAGGUCACUGCUCCUCCUACACAGCUGGGGCGAUGUUAUCGUGCCAUGUAUGACUAUGAGGCAGCAGAUACGGAUGAAGUCAGCUUCAAGGAUGGAGACCUGAUCAUCAACUGUACAGCCAUCGAUGAAGGAUGGAUGACAGGCACAAUCCAGCGCACGGGAGUCACGGGCAUGUUGCCAGCCAACUAUGUAGAGAGAGUCAGCUGAAGUGUUUUCUCAUGGUACCAGUACACGGGGGAUCCUUGUGAACUUUUUAUUAUAUAUAUAUAUAUUUUUUUUU
Penaeus indicus is the source of this 2166-nucleotide messenger RNA. Its product is annotated as LIM and SH3 domain protein 1-like. Lineage: Eukaryota; Metazoa; Arthropoda; Malacostraca; Decapoda; Penaeidae. The record is from RefSeq and is a predicted model, not a curated record. The coding region runs from base 165 to 2093 and encodes 642 amino acids. The transcript has 10 exons. Gene Ontology annotation, molecular function: actin filament binding. Gene Ontology annotation, cellular component: focal adhesion.